Porites evermanni is the source of this 634-nucleotide messenger RNA. The record is from the annotation of a GenBank genome assembly. Lineage: Eukaryota; Metazoa; Cnidaria; Anthozoa; Scleractinia; Poritidae.
GGCGACUCAUGUCGUCUUUGCAAGUCUUUAUUUAAAAUACAAGUUGGUAAUACUAAACGGCACAUAUCUACUGAAAAUCUUUUUAAUACCCCUGGCAAGAAAGGUGUUGAAAAAAGGGCUUUGGAUAAGCUUAUUCAAGUAGACUUGGGUGUUACCGUCAUCAAAACUCUGGAAUAUUCGUGCAGAGUUUGCUCCAAAUGUGCCUUGAAAAUACGAAAUAAUGCCGUUGAACUAUUCUGUUUCGUGAAGGAAAAUAUAAACCCCCGACAACCGAUAGCGGUUGCCGCUCAAGAAAAAAGAUCUGAAUAUCGGAGAAACCAAAGAGCAACAACGCUGGAAGAGAAUGUCGAAAUCUCAGUCUUCUGCUGAGAAGGUAAAAUCAGCCAAGAUUCCUUGCACUGAACCGCAGCUAACUCUUGAACUGAAACGAGGUUUUAGAGUUAGAAAAUCUUUCUCAUUCGGUCAAGAACCAGUUGAUUUAAAUAGCGAUUCUCAGAAGGAGGCGGCAAGAUUGCGUAGCAUGGACAUUCAUAACAGUAGUCAGGAAUUUGAAGAUUGCAGCCCUUGCGAAGUAAAAGUAAUUCAUGACAAUGCAGAUUGCGGACCCCGAACGAUAAAAUCACGCGUAGCUUGA